Messenger RNA from Adineta steineri, 2547 nucleotides. Lineage: Eukaryota; Metazoa; Rotifera; Eurotatoria; Adinetida; Adinetidae. The record is from the annotation of a GenBank genome assembly.
AUGUUAUUUGAAUCUAUUAUUUAUGCUAUUAUAUUUUCUUUAUGUUUUGCUGAUUUCGAUGAAACACUUAUCUAUUGUAAAACUGCACCACCUAAAUUAAUUAAUGGAUUAAUAAAACGUGAUCGAGUAUCAUAUUAUAAAGGGCAAGGUUAUUUAGGUAGUAUGGAAUAUAUGUGUUUACCAGGUUUUAAUCUUAAUGGAAAUAAAAUUGUUACAUGUCAUAAUGGAGUAUGGUCAACAAUGACUCAAUGCAUUCCUAAAAGACGAUGUUCACCGAUUAAAUCUUAUCCAUUAAAUACUGUCGUUGGAUUAACUAAUAUUAGUUUUUUUCAAAAUGAUCCUCAACAAAUUGUUGUUGGUUCAACUGUUACAUUACGUUGUAUAGAUAAUUAUGAAUUUGAUCCAACAUCAAAUGGAUCUCUUAUUAUUCAAUGUCAAAAUGAUGGUACUUGGACAACAAUGCCUAGAUGUCGAGAUGCACAAGCAAUGUGUGAUUAUACGAAAUUAUAUUUACCAUCUCGUUCACGUAUUACUCGGAUGAAUUUUAAAUUUUCGGAAAAUAAUCGACAAUUUCAUAUGGUUGGCAGUAAUCUUGAAUAUACGUGUGAAGAAGGAUAUCGAUUAAAUGAUGGUACAACAUCUCUUAUAGUCGAAUGUUUAAGUUCUGGUUUAUGGUCUUCAUUACCAGUUUGUGAAUAUGUUUAUCAAAAUACACAAACUGUUCGAUGUAAUUAUCCUGUUCAUGUUGAAAAUGGUUUUAUUACUGUAUAUAAUGUUACUAUUUGGGAAGAUCAAACAUAUACAGGUACAAUUACUUAUGAAUGUAAUUAUGGUUUUGAAACUGUAUAUGGACGUGAUCAAAUUAUGACUGAAUGUUUAAAUGGUAUAUGGACAAAUGUUACUAGUUGUCAAGAAAUUCCAACAUGUCCAAAACAAGAUUUACUUGAUAUUGAAUCUCAAGUUGAAAAUUCAUAUGUUUAUAAUGUUUCACUUCAAUAUAUUCGUGAUCCAUUAGCAUUUGUUUAUAGUUCAUAUGUUCUUCGUACUUGUUUACCAAAUUUUGAACAUGAUCCAUUAAGUCCACCAUUAAAAAUUCAAUGUCAACGUGAUACUCAUACAUGGACUGGAAUACCAAUAUGUCGAAAAAUUGAAUCAAUGACAACUGAAAUGACAAUAACUGAAAAUAAUGAACCAUCAAUAGAAAUUGAUAAUUUAAUAAUGUUAAAAGAAAAUUCUACCAAUAAUCAAUCUCAGACAACAAUAGAAACAGAAAGCAGUACUAUUGUAUUUGAUACGACUCAUACUAUUGUUUGCUAUUCAAAUGAAAUUCCAUACAUUCCAAAUUCAGUUAUAAUUCAAUUACAAUCAAAUAUAACAUAUGAUGUUGGUACUACUCUAGUAUAUAUAUGUCAACCAGGAUAUGAAUCUUUAUUUAAUCAAUCAAGUUUUACUACUUGCUCCAUGAAUGGAACAUGGUCUAUCGAUACAAUUAAUAUAACAAUGUGUCAAUUGAGUAGUAUCACUACUGAAGAAACUUUUUUCAAUACGUCGACAGUUUCAUCAAACAUAACAGAUGAGAAUAAAAAUAUUACUGUUAAUCUCGAUGAAAACUUACCAAUUAUGAAUUUAUCAAAUGAAACAUUAACGUCAGAAAUUCGUUCAAUAUCGGCUGGUGAUCGAGAAGUACUUCAUAUUAUUUCAUACUGUAAAGAAUUACCUCAAAUUGAACAUGCUCAAUUAUUACGUGAUGAUACAAUAAAACAUAAUUUCAAUAAUGAAAUAACGUAUAGUGGUUCACUUGAAUUUAUUUGUCAAUUCGGUUUUAUAAGUGAAAAUAAUAAAAAUGAACCAUUUCAAGUAACUUGUCGAAAUGGUGUUUUUUAUCCGAAAAUAUUUUGUAUUGAAAAACCUCGUUGUUUACUUCCACCUUCAAUUGAUAUGUCUAGAAAUACAAUUAUUAAUUCUGCAAUAAAUGUAUUUGAUACAUCAACUAAUGAAGCUAUUCCUGGAUCAUUUAUUCUUUUAAAAUGUUUUGAUAAAACUAAUGAUGAAAAUUCAAAUUUUAAUAUAACUUGUCUAGAAAAUGGUCAAUGGUUAUUACCACCAUCAUCUUGCAUUGUUCCAUUUCAACGUCGUUGUCAAAGUGGAAUUACUAUACCAAAUGCUCGAACACGAAUCAAUGCGAAAUUAACUACGGAUGGUUAUUACAAUGAUGGAAGUCGAGCUGCAUAUCAAUGUCUAGAAAAUUUUGUUCAUGAUCCUCAAUCAGGUCCAAUUCAUAUUCAGUGUAAAAAUGGUCGAUGGGGACCACGACCAAGAUGUAUUCCAAAUGGUUGUACUGAACCAAUGUCUGAUACAAUUGAAAAUGGUUGGAAAAGUGCUGAAUCUUUUAUUAUAUAUAAUGAUAUUAAAUAUUAUAAAUUAACAAGAUAUUCUUGUCGUGAAAAAGCAAUUCUAGUUGAUUCAUCAUCUCGUGUUAUUGAUAUUGAAUGUCGAAAUAAUAAAUGGGAAUAUAAAUCUUUACCUGCCUGUCAACUUGAAGAAUAA